GUCACUUCCGCCAGAAUGUCCUAAACAUGACGGACAACGCCAUCUAUUGUGGUCGAUUGUACUUCCGCUUUCUACUCAUCAGGUCAUAAUUACUUUCCAGUUGAGGUUUCUCUCUCUUGAACAACACUCUGUUGUUGGUGUGGUCUUGUUUGUCCCCCACCCCCUCCCAAACCAAAGUCUAAACCAAAUAUAUAUAUUUACAUAUAUAGGGGGAGAAAUUGUUUCACAAUUCGCUUGCAAUGAUCAAAGAUUGCCGAAGGCAGAGGAGGAGAGGCCAUGCCAUAUUCCAAAGACAGAGUUCCUAUCGUGUUGGAUUGUCCAGUACGUCUAGUUGGUUAUCGCAGUGAAAGUCCCUUCAAGGAAAUUCCAUCAGACAAAAGGUCUCACCACUCACAGCAUUCGCACCAUCCUAUGUCCAAGCAGCAUUAUACUGAUUCAUGCUCCUCCUCUCGCUCUCCACCCUCAGUGGCUGGACUCAGUACAGACUGUGAAGAUUAUGGAGAAUUAGUUGUCCUUGGCUACAAUGGUCACCUUGUAAAUUAUGAAAAGGGUAGAAAACGGAGCAAAUUCAUCCUGACCAAACGAUCUGCAGCCAAUGGAGUGAAGCCUUAUAAGAAACAUGUGGUCAAAAACCCUCAGAAUUCCAAAGCUGUCCAGGAUUCGGCUUUACACUCUGUAUCCUAUACGAUGUCAAGAAACCAGGCUGUGGUUGUCGAAUAUAAGUCUGAUCCCGACACAGAUAUGUUUCAGAUUGGUCGCUCAGGGGAGAGCCCUAUCGACUUCAUUGUCAUGGAUACGGUUCCUGCGAACCAAAGACGUUACAAUGGGGAGGUAACUCAAAGUACUAUAUCGCGAUUUGCAUGUCGGAUCUUAGUGGAAAGAAACCCGCCGUACACUUCCAGAAUAUUUGCUGCCGGUUUCGAUGGUGCACGCAACAUAUUCCUUGGGGAGAAGGCAGUUAAAUGGCACUCAGGCGAAGAGAUUGACGGGCUAACGACAAAUGGUGUUUUUAUUAUGAGCCCAACGGAAGGGUUCACACCUGCUUCCAAGCCUGGCACAUGGUAUGAAGUGUCAGUUGGUGGAGGUAUUUACAGUGCUAGGAACUCAAGAGCAGACCCAUUGAAAAGUCAUCAGAUGCUAAAUGCCGACAAUGUCCUACACGAUGGCACACUGAUUGAUUUGUGUGGGGUGACACUAUUGUGGCGCUCCGCUUCAGGCUUGCAUGCGUCACCAAACGAACAGGAAUUUAACAAAUUGGUGGAAGAAAUCAAUGCUUGCCGUCCACAGUGUCCAGUUGGUCUAACCACAUUGGUGCUGCCUAGCAAGUCUCAUGCUACACCUGGACUUGAUAAGCAACCAUUUGUAUACAUUAAGUGUGGACACGUGCAUGGAAGACACACGUGGGGACAGAAAGAUGAUGACGACAAAAGGACAUGUCCACUUUGUUUAAAAGAAAGUCCUUUUAUAAAGCUGGAGGUUGGAUCUGAACUUAGUUUUUACGUUGAUGCAGGAUCUCCAACAUACUGUUUCAGUCCAUGUGGUCAUAUGGCAUCAGAGAACACAGUCAAAUAUUGGGCUAAAGUUUUAAUUCCACAUGCUUCCAAUGAAUUUCAUGCAAUAUGUCCGUUUUGUGCAAUUCCUUUGGACAAUCCUGGUUAUGUGAAACUAAUAUUUCAAGAUCAAGAACUUUGAAGAUCACAAUGAUUAUGAUGAUGAUGAUAAUAAUAAUAAUUAAUAAUAAUAUUAAAGAAGAUGAUGGUGAUGGACAUCUUGUACGCUCGCUGCCUGAUGGUUUUUUUUAUAUAUAUAUAUUUUUUUUUUUGAAAAAAUCUUCUAUAAUUUUUUUUUUCUUCCUCAAACAAAUUCUCCUUCUUCUUCUCCCUGUUGAUAAGAUAUAUUCUCCAGAAAGAAAAAAGAAAUUGCUGAUGUGUCAUUCGACACAAGCUGCAUCGAAGUUAUUGCCCACUGAAUUCAACAACAAAAUAAAUCAAAAAGAAAACAAUGAUAUACAUAUAUGAAA
Molecule: messenger RNA, 2020 nt
Organism: Octopus sinensis (East Asian common octopus)
Lineage: Eukaryota; Metazoa; Mollusca; Cephalopoda; Octopoda; Octopodidae
Product: protein pellino
Exons: 11
Coding region: 277-1692 (471 amino acids)
Biological process (GO): protein polyubiquitination; regulation of Toll signaling pathway
Molecular function (GO): protein binding; ubiquitin protein ligase activity
Source: RefSeq, a predicted model, not a curated record